This is a messenger RNA of Spinacia oleracea (spinach), 1857 nucleotides long. Its product is annotated as DNA-directed RNA polymerase III subunit 1. The transcript has 11 exons. Gene Ontology annotation, biological process: DNA-templated transcription. Gene Ontology annotation, molecular function: DNA-directed RNA polymerase activity; DNA binding. Lineage: Eukaryota; Viridiplantae; Streptophyta; Magnoliopsida; Caryophyllales; Amaranthaceae. The record is from RefSeq and is a predicted model, not a curated record. The coding region runs from base 596 to 1735 and encodes 379 amino acids.
CGAUCAUUUUUGUUUACAAACCUCUAAUGCAACCAAGUAAUCCGAUCAACAAAUUUAAUAAUAUGUUCAAUGCUGAAAUACUAUAGGUGUUUUUCUUUACACGCGUUUAUAAAAACUAAAAUACGCUAAGUGUCAAGAAAUGAUACUUUAGCAUGGUGGUAAACUUCUGAAUCAAACUUGCAUUAGGUCUAGGGUUCGAAACCUGACUGCACAAGUUCAUUUUUAUUUUCAGCUUCGCUCACCUCUCUCAAUCUCGUCCGCCGCCGCUCUCUCUGCUGCCUGCCGUCUGCCACUUGCCGGAAUAUCAGAUUCCGAAAUUCAAUCAGUCAGACGAUGAAUUCUCAAAACUCAUUUCAGCUCACAAAACAGUUAUUCAUCGAGGAAGAUGAUUAUCGUCAAUUGUCACUUUAGAAAGCCUCAAUUUUACGAUGUUUUCGGCAUCGGAGAUCAGUAAAAUCGCCGAAGUUGAAGUUUCUCGCGGUGCUUAUUAUGAUGGCGAUAAAAGGCCGAUUGCUAACGGUCUAUUAGACCCCAAAAUGGGUUCCAUGCUAGACGUAGGUGGGAUACACUGCAGAAGCUAGAAUUUUUGAAAAAGAUGAGGAAGUUAGAUUCAUUGCACAAAAUUGAUCUGAGGAAGACGAUCAUGAAGAAGUUUGUCAACAUAAAAGAAAUAAAGUGCUUAAGAUGCGGAUACAUGAAUGGAAAGGUGAAGAAGGGCGUGUCUCAAUUAGCUGUAGUUCAUUGUGUCCCAAAACACAAAAGAGUUGAUGAAGAGGAUAUGGUUGAUGAAGAGAGAGAAACAUACUCGAUUAAAACUAUAUAUCCGCAUGAUGCACUUUUGUUAUUCAACCAAAUGCUGGAUCAGGAAGGUGAGCUGCUCUGUCUUGCUGAUAGACCGGAGAAGCUUAUAUUUACCAAUUUAUUAGUUCCUUCAGUGGCCAUUCGUCCAUCCGUUUUUGUGGAUGGAGGAACUCUAAGCAAUGAAAAUGACAUUACUGAGAGGCUAAAGAGAAUUAUUCAAGCAAAUGCUUGCCUUCGUCAGAAAAUGGAAAAAUGUUGCAACUCCCACAAUUUUCUGCCAUUGUCUGGGUUUGUUCAACGCUUAAAGGGAAAGCAAGGACGUUUUCGUGGAAACCUGUCAGGGAAGCGUGUCGAGUUCACAGGAAGGACUGUCAUAUCUCCUGAUCCUAAUCUGAAAAUCACAGAGGUUGCAGUUCCACUACCAAUUGCAAAAAUCUUGACUUAUCCUGAACUUGUGAACCGUCAAAAUAUAGAAAAGUUGAAGCAGUGUGUGCAAAAUGGGUCAAAGAAGUAUCCAGGUGCAAAGUUUGUAGUGGAAUCCAAUGGUGAUAAGACGGAUUUGUCAUUUGGUAAUCGAAAAAGGAUAGCCAAUGAACUGAAGUUUGGUUCUAUAGUUCAUCGUGACCUGGAAGAUGGUGAUAUUCUUCUUUUUAACAGACAACCCAGCUUGCAUCGGAUGUCUAUGAUGUGCCAUAGGGCUAGAAUAAUGCCAUGGAGAACUUUGAGAUUCAAUGAAUCUGUUUGCAAUCCAUACAAUGCUGAUUUUGAUGGUGAUGAGAUGAACAUUCACGUUCCACAAACCGAAGAGGCUCGGGCAGAGGCUUUAAUGUUGAUGGGGGUGCCUAAAAAUGGCACCAUUUUGGUUGCUUCCACUCAAGAUUUUUUGACGUCGUCAUUUCUAAUUACGAGGAAGGACACAUUUUAUGACCGUUGAGUAUUUUCUCUUAUGUGUUCUUACAUGGGAGAUGGGAAUGGAUAUGAUUCGUCCUGCUUAUAUGGAAUAUGGAAUAUCUGAUAUUUCUUUGCAGUUAUAUUUGUUUGGUAGAACUUGUACUA